Gadus morhua (Atlantic cod) is the source of this 3186-nucleotide messenger RNA. RefSeq names its product SH3 domain containing GRB2 like 2b, endophilin A1 (gene sh3gl2b). The transcript is spliced from 9 exons. Gene Ontology annotation, cellular component: presynapse; glutamatergic synapse; cytoplasm. Gene Ontology annotation, molecular function: protein binding. Gene Ontology annotation, biological process: synaptic vesicle uncoating. NCBI's taxonomy places the organism in Eukaryota, Metazoa, Chordata, Actinopteri, Gadiformes, Gadidae. The record is from RefSeq and is a predicted model, not a curated record. The coding region runs from base 174 to 1229 and encodes 351 amino acids.
CUCCCUCCCUCUGUGUUCAUGUCCCUCUUUCUCCAUCUUGAAACACGACCGCGAGAGGAGGAUCUGAUCUCCCGGUUCAACACUCCCGCCGGACUUAAAAAAUCUGUUUCAGAGCGCGUUCAAUAUCCCGUUUCAGAGCCCGUGCAGCGACCGGAGGACUGCGUGUUGAGGAGAUGUCAGUGGCGGGAUUGAAGAAACAGUUCCAUAAAGCGACCCAGAAAGUAAGUGAGAAGGUUGGAGGAGCAGAAGGGACCAAACUUGACGAUGAUUUCAAGGAAAUGGAAAAGAAGGUGGACAUCACCAGCAGAGCAGUUCUGGACAUCAUGACAAAAACCACAGAAUACCUUCAACCAAAUCCAGCUCACAGAGCCAGGUUGAGUAUGAUCAGCACCAUGUCCAAGUUCCGGGGCCAAGAGAAAGGUCCCGGUUACCCGCAGGCAGAGAGUGUUUUGGGGGACGCCAUGCAGCACUUCGGACGGGAACUGGGCGAGGAAUCCAGCUUUGGUGUGGUGAUGCUGGAUGUCGGGGAGGCCAUGAGGGAGCUGGGGGAGGUGAAGGACGCUCUGGACAUGGAGGUCAAACAGAACUUCAUCGACCCACUGCAGAACCUUCAUGACAAGGACGUCAAGGAGAUCCAGCACCACAUAAAGAAGAUGGAGGGCCGGCGGCUGGACUUCGACUAUAAGAGGAAGCGCAUGGGGAAGGUCCAAGAGGAGGAGCUCCGCCAGGCACUGGAGAAGUUUGACGAGAGCAAAGAGAUCGCCGAGCAGAGCAUGUUCAACCUGAUAGAAAGUGAUAUAGAGCAGGUGAGCCAGCUAGCAGCAUUGCUUCAGGCUCAGCUGGAAUAUCACAGCCGCUCUGCAGAGAUCCUGAAGCAGCUGUCCAGUAAAAUGGAGGACAGUAUCAAGGAAGCCUCCAGUCGACCCAGGAAGGAGUUCACUCCAAAGCCCAGGAUGACCCUGGAGCUGCUGCCCCCCAGCAAGAGCCUCAACGGGGGGCUCCACUCCGCCAAGUCCCCCAGCAAAUCUACUGCGCCCCUAAGCCAGCCGUGCUGCCGGGCGAUCUACGACUUCGAGCCGGAGAACGAGGGCGAGCUGGGCUUCAAGGAGGGUGACAUCAUCACCCUGACCAAUCAGAUCGACGACAACUGGUACGAGGGAACCAUCAACGGCCAAUCAGGCUUCUUCCCUAUCAACUACGUGGAUAUUUUGGUGGCACUUCCUCAAUAGAGCCCGCCCAUCCCCCCCCCACCCAAACCAAUCAAACAGCAUAGAUCCGCCUGUAAUUGAAUCGGUAAAAAGUCCCUCCUCCUUCUUCUUCUUCUUCUGUGUUUUCGUGCGCUUUUGCCCUGACACGAAAUACCCCCUUUCCCCUGGGUACUGUGGCAGCGGCGGGGGGGGGGGGGGGAGAGACGGUGAGACGAAGCCAUGAGGAAGAUGAUGAGAAUGGAGAGGACGAAGGCUUAGCGGCGUGUUUGUGUUUGUGCAUGAUGUGUGUGUAACCUGUGUUCCCUUCAGCACCUGUAAUGUUACGACCAUGCAGCCUUUUUUGUCUUUCAGACCAAUCCCUGGUGGUUGGCGUUCUGUGGUUAACUUGUCGUGUUGCUGUGAGUCCUUGGCGUGUUAUGGCGCCCCCUGCUGUCAGAAACUAGCCGGCCGCUCCAACCAUCGCAGAACUCAAACAUGUUCUCUUACGUCAGGCUUGCUGGGGUUCCAAAUGUAUCAACGCACGUGUUAAUCGAACUGGGGCCGACGGACGGUCAGUCAGAUAGUCAGACAGAUAGUUGGACAAUCCAAGAGACAGACAGAUUGAUGGUGUGUGGGUCCAUGAGGUAGCCUUUCACACACCAUCACACACCAAGCCAAGCAGCCAAUCAGGAAAGAGAUAUCCUGGAAGGUUACCCGUGCCUAGUUGUGUAAGUAAUAAGGUGUCUGUUGUGUGUUGGGCUCGUAUUACCUUGAUGGUUACAGGUUAGAUUAACCAAGAGGCUUCUGUUGCUCCACUCCUCUGCUCUGGAGCAGUGGGGGAGUUUGGACCAGACGCCAGGACUUCUACGGGGUCUCCAACAUAAGGAGGGAGGGUUGAACUUUGACCUCUGAUAUAAACUAUAUACCAGGGCUCAUGAAUAGAAGAGGGUUUGACACAGAGAACCCUGUUCUGAGUUACAGCAAAAGUUACAGCAAAAGAAAUAUUAUAAUAACUUCUCGUGACCAGGACAAUAAGCGAUAUUGCUAGAAUAAAACAAUAUAUUCCAUAGUAUAUAAAUCUAUAUCAAUAUAUACAUGUAUAUAUUCUUAAGUUUAUAUAUAUACAUACAUAUGUAUCAAUAUAAAUAUAUAUGUAUAUAUAUUUUACUUUUGUUACCAAAGCACAUCAGCAGAGACAGCAGAGCCAGAACCAGCAGCGUCUUGUUGCCUCAUCCUCCUGAAGACUGAGACUUUGUCCAACGUCGUUCAAUUGUUCCCACAUACCCUAUAUAGUGACCACUGUAAAGCACACUAUUAAGGGAACAAGCCAGGGAAUAGGGGCAUAUCGGACACAAUUUUGCGCAUCAAAUCUAUCAGCGUGACGUAUAUUGGUCUUCUAAACAAGCCGACACGUUUGAGAUGACACCAGAUGUAGUGCUGCAUUCCGAUAAAAUAAAUUGAAUACCUCAAGGUAUUGAGUGCACUAAAUAGGGAAACAGAUUUUUACACCGAGAUGUGCACUUCAGACAACACUUCAAAAUGGGGAUGCCCCGAAUAGUGCUCUAUAUAGGGCACUAGAAUGGUGCACUAUGUAGGGAACAAGUGGACCAGUUGGGACUCUCUUAGUGUAUUCCUGUGUCGUGGUCGCAUGGUUAAUGCGUGCUGCAUGGGGCCACAACCUUUUGCUGCAGGGAGGGCCUUUAUCUUGAAACACUGUCUAUGUUACUGUUUAGUUUCAAUGUGACUGAUUUAUUAUUUAUCAUCUGUUGUUAUCGUUGGUGUUUUCUACCAACUCUUUUAUUUCGAUUUUUUUUACUUUUCUUAGUUAACAGGAUUCCUUUAACAGCCUUGAAAUAUUUUUUAUUUUCUUUUCUAUUUUUCCAUCUUUCCAGUUUCCUGUUGUUAACCUCCUUGAGAAACAGUACUUAACCUCCUCCAGAUCCAAGGUUUGGGGCUCUUUAGGUCUAGUCUAAUAGUGUCUAAUAACUACAUAUAUAUA